Solanum verrucosum is the source of this 509-nucleotide messenger RNA. RefSeq lists its product as uncharacterized. The transcript is spliced from 2 exons. The record is from RefSeq and is a predicted model, not a curated record. The coding region runs from base 15 to 509 and encodes 164 amino acids. NCBI's taxonomy places the organism in Eukaryota, Viridiplantae, Streptophyta, Magnoliopsida, Solanales, Solanaceae.
CUAAUUUGAAGAGAAUGGAGAAGGCAACAUUAAUCCAAAAGGUUUUCUUCGUUUCCUUUUUGGUUAUUUUGUUAGGACAAACAAUCAACGGAGUUACUUGGUGCAACGACAGUGACAUUUGCAUAAAAAAUUUAAAAUGCAAUGAAGGACAUCCAGUAUGUUACUACAUAUCAAACAUGUGUUAUUGCAGACUUCCUCAUGAUACUAAACCUUUUAGGUGCAGAACCACUGCAGAUUGUGCUAGACAAUUGAAUUGUUUGAAGGGAGUACCUGCAUGUUUUGCAAGUACAAAAAACUGUUACUGUAAACUUCCAAAUAGUAAACCAAAUUAUAAUGAAUCUAUGUGUAAAAACGAUCCCGAUUGCGCUGUUCUAUUGAAAUGUUUGAAUCCUGCUCAAAAUCCUACAUGUUACUUGAAAACAAGUAAGUGUUAUUGCAAAUCUCCUUCACGUCCACCAGUUGGAGCUCCACUUGCAGUUAAGGCAAACGAACAACCUAAUGAUUUGUAA